GCUCCCAUGUGACAGCAGAAGGUCAAACAUGGCAGUCUGCACGAAGGGGCUCGACAAAUACAUCCUUUCGCUGAGAUUAUUGCGAAACUUUCAGCUCCAAAAUGAACGACUCCUGUCAACGUCUACGUGCCGUCUUGCUACGGAGAAAGACGGUGGAAAACCCCCUAAGUUCAUCCCUCCAUCUAAACCUAUCAUUAUAGAUAAAACACAAACUGCAGCAUCUCUGCGCAAGUUUCUCAGUCCAGAGUUCAUCCCUCCCAGGCAGAGAACAGAUCCAUUCAAGUUUUCAAUAGAAAGAAAAGACAUGAUCAGGAGGAGGAAAGUACUUGAUAUCCCUGAAUUCUACGUUGGGAGUAUCCUAGCUGUGACAAUGUCGGACCCAAAUGCAAGUGGAAAAACAAGCCGCUUUGUUGGUAUCUGCAUCCAGAGGGGUGGAAAGGGACUGGGAGCCACAUUUGUACUGAGAAACAUUAUUGAUAACCAAGGUGUGGAGAUCUGCUAUGAGCUGUACAGCCCCCGCAUCACGAAGAUUGAGGUGCUGAAGUUGGAGAAGAGGUUGGAUGACAACCUGAUGUAUCUUAGAGACGCCCUGCCUGAGUACAGCACCGUGAACCCUGACAUAAAACCUGUGCCAAUUUCUCCAACUGAUGAGGUCCCUGUCAACAAGCUCAAGGUAAAGAUGCGCCCAAAGCCAUGGUCUAAACGUUGGGAACGGCCCAAGUUCAACAUCAAGGGCAUUAACUUCAAUCUGUGCCUGACACCAGAGAAGAUGGAGCACGCCCAGAAGUGGGCAGAACCUUGGCGGGAGUACGACAUGUUGAAGGAGUAUGACACAUCCAAACUGGAGGAACAGAUCUUCAGUGAGGUCCAGAGGGAGAUGAACAAGUGAGGAAGAGAGACUCCCAAAAUGCAACGCUGUCCUCCAGGAACAAGAGACGAUUGGAGUUUGACAUUGGAGUGGAUACGUGACACCUGUUUGAUCUGGGAUAAAGUCUGUUCAGAUGGUUUACCACAGCUGCACCAGUGUGAGAGGAAGUCAAAUGGCGCAUUUCCACUAUGUGGUACCGGCUCGACUUGACUUGGCCUUUCCAUUACGAAAAAGGACGUGGAAUCUGGUACCCGGUACUAGUUUGUUGGUAUCACCUCCGUUGAGCUUCCAAGACCAGGGAGCAGAUAUUAAAACAUGACGUGUAAACACUGCAGACCACUGAUUGGUCAGAGUUGUCUUUGUGACCCGCCUUUUUACAGAAAACAGAUGCGGAAGUUGACAGUAAAUAUACCAUUAAGUUAAUCUACAUGAUGACAGCCCGCAAAACUACACCAUGAUCGAUCGAGGAGAUUCAGUCUUUGGUGGCUG
Messenger RNA from Sphaeramia orbicularis (orbiculate cardinalfish), 1357 nucleotides. It is a transcript of the gene mrpl19, whose product is annotated as mitochondrial ribosomal protein L19. The transcript has 6 exons. The record is from RefSeq and is a predicted model, not a curated record. Gene Ontology annotation, biological process: translation. The coding region runs from base 29 to 889 and encodes 286 amino acids. Gene Ontology annotation, cellular component: mitochondrial large ribosomal subunit; ribosome. NCBI's taxonomy places the organism in Eukaryota, Metazoa, Chordata, Actinopteri, Kurtiformes, Apogonidae. Gene Ontology annotation, molecular function: structural constituent of ribosome.